Medioppia subpectinata is the source of this 1308-nucleotide messenger RNA. The record is from the annotation of a GenBank genome assembly. Lineage: Eukaryota; Metazoa; Arthropoda; Arachnida; Sarcoptiformes; Oppiidae.
AACAGACAAAAUCGGCGACAAUUGGCUCAACAAUUGGGCCAAAAAGUGGCGGUCAAUGGGUUUAACAUACACUAUGAAAAGGUGGGCACCGGUCAGCACACCGUACUCUUACUUCCCGGCGCUAUUGGGUCGACUCGAAGCGACUUCGGGGCUCAAUUAGAGACUAUGAAUCGGGAGGCGUUCACUUUGAUAGCGUGGGAUCCGCCCGGUUAUGGCUACAGUCGACCCCCGGAGCGCGACUGGAAUGACUUUUAUCGCCGCGACGCCAAAGUGGCCGCACAAUUCAUGAAGGCGUUAGGUGUGGCCAAGUAUUCGCUGCUCGGUUGGAGCGACGGUGGGAUCACUUCGCAGAUCAUUGCGGCGGCGAAUCCGCUGAGUGUCCACAAAGUGGUGCUCUUCGCCACCAAGUCGUACAUCUCUGCUGAGGACAAGCGUAUGCUAUUGGAGAUACAGGACGUGAACAAAUGGCAUCCGACGGCCCGUCAGGCCUACGAACAGGUGUACGGCGCGCACCUGUUUGAGCGCCUGUGGACUCAAUACGUGGCCGCCUAUUGUCGAUACGACGAUAUCUGUACCGCCGAUUUGGCGGCCAUUAAACAGCCGACACUAUUACUGUACGGCGAUAUGGAUCCGCUCGUGGAUGCCGAGCACCCGAAGUACCUCCUGAAGCAUAUACCGCACGCCCGCAGCCAUUGCUUCCCCACCGGUAGACAUAAUAUUCACAUCAAAUUUUGCGAUCAAUUCAAUCAAAUAGCGUUAGGUGUGGACAAGUACUCACUGCUGGGUUGGAGCGACGGUGGGAUCACUUCAUUGAUCAUUGCGGCCGCGAAUCCGCUGAGUGUCCAGAAACUGGUGGUCUUCGGGGCCAACGCUUACUUGACGGCUGAGGACAAGGAGUUAAUAUUGGACAUAAAGGACGUAAGCAAAUGGCAUCCGUCGGCCCGACAGGCCUAUGAGGACGUGUACGGACCGCACGUUUUCCGCCAACUCUGGGCCGGAUUUGUGGACGCCUACUGUCAAUACGACGACAUUUGUAAAUCAGAUUUGGCGGCCAUUAAACAGCCGACUCUUAUACUUCAUGGCGUUCAGGACCCGCUGGUGCCACCCGAGCAUCCGAAGUACCUCCUGAGCCGUAUACCGCACGCACGGAUCCAUCGGUUCCCCACCGGAAGACAUAAUAUUCACAUCAAAUUUCGCGAUGAAUUCAAUCAAAUUGUUGAACAAUUUUUGCUUCAAUAGUGGAUCUGAUUUUUAUUAUGCAAUUAAAUGACAUUUUUGUAUUUUUUUAAAAUAUAGAUUUAUAUAUUU